Messenger RNA from Dovyalis caffra, 1152 nucleotides. The record is from the annotation of a GenBank genome assembly. Lineage: Eukaryota; Viridiplantae; Streptophyta; Magnoliopsida; Malpighiales; Salicaceae.
AUGCAAUUUGAAUCUGUUAAAGUUAGAACUGUUCUAUUGGUCUCUCAGAUACCUGGAUGCAUACUGGCAGCAAUUCUAGGAAUUCUGGUUGAUGUUCAUGUCAUCACCGUAAUAGUUCUGUUAAAAGCACCUUUGAUGCUGUUGAAAGGCUGGCACCGGCUAAUACAAGAUCUUAUAGGGAGGGAAGGCCCAUUUUUGGAGACUGUAUGUGUUCCCUUUGCAGCCCUUUGGAUUCUGUUGUGGCCUAUCAUGGUUCUCCUGGCAAUUGCAGCAGGCAUAAUAUCAGGUCUUGGUUUUGGCUGUUAUGCUGCCGUUGUUGCGUACCAGGAGAAUUCUACUAAGAGGGGAUUGCUUUAUGUAAUUGCUUCUGCUUCAAUAUUUGAUGAAUACACCAAUGAUUUACUUUACUUGCGAGAAGGUUCCUGCUUCCCCAGGCCCAGAUAUCGAAAAGGGGCUGUUUCCGGUUCUUCACUGCUUCCUGUGAAGGGACUGCAUGGACGGCUUGAAGCUGCUUACAUUGGUGAAACAUUAGCAACAAGUCCUGCAGAUAAAGCCAACACAUUGAAGGCUGCAACGAUAUGGGAUAACUUCUUCAAAACAUUUGGAGAUAUAGGGAAAGAGCUCCUCAUAAUGGAAGCCAUUGGAAUACCAGAUCUGGAUGCCUGGGCAGACUCGAAAUCAAAGAUCGUCAACAUUGGAAUUCCAGCAUAUGCAUUUCUUGAAUGCUUUCUCCGCUCUAUCAAGCAUGGCUCCCAUGGUGUUAUCCUGCGUGACAAUGUUGAGCUAACAAGAUUGAAUAGACCAGAAGGACGAAUUUUUGAUUGGCUCUAUGAGCCAAUGUGCAUCAUGAAGGAGCAAAUCAUGAGUCUAAAAUUAGAUGAAUCUGAUGAGACGUACUUUUACAAACACUGCUUGUAUGGUGGUGACGCAGAAAGAAUCAAAUCUUGGCGGAACGGCGGCACUCCGCCAUCGGACGAGAUCAAAAGAGCUCAGUUGGAGGGAAUUAGUAGAAGGUUGCAAGGUUUCUGCUUGACGCUGUCAAGGUUGCCAACAUCAAGACGCCGCUUCUGCGAAGUUGUGAAGGCUAUUGAGCAGGAAGCAAAGAACUGUAGCAACCUAUCCGGUGGAGAUGACUUGGAGGCUGCUAGAUAG